UUAAACUUCAGUGUAGCCUCGAACGCAGUUAGUUAAGCUCUCGAUUCCUUCGGUUUACUUACGGAAAGCCCGACAGUGUUAGACAUUUUACUUGUGAAAACGGGAUUAUCAGUAUCCGAAAGAGUGACAAAUGGUGAUAGGUUGCUCAUUUUCUUUUCGGUGAAAAUUUUUAUCAAAUGUGUUGUGGAGUUCAAUCAAUUCUGCUAAAAAGUCGAUGGAUGACGAAAAUGUUGUUGAAAUGUAACAAAAUGUAAAAUAGUCACUGAAAAAUAGUGAAUUUUUCGGUCGAAAAUCAUCAGAAAAUUUUCUUGUUUACAAUUUAUGACAUUAGUGGAAACAUUUGCUGACGUGUGGGUGUCAGCGGCAGAUAAUAGAGAACAAGCGUGUUAGUGAGAAGUAACUGUAUUUCAACAGUACAAGUGUAAUGUAAUAACUAGAAAUCUGGUCAACUGGCAAUUGUCUAUAAACAGAAUCUGUUCUGUUGACAAGUUUAACGGUUCCAACAAGUGCAAUUGUUUGAUUCAUGGAGAAACAAAAUGCCGCCAUGUUGGAUGUCUUGUUGUUGAUGUAAACUGCGGUAAAUUAUAAUAGUUUCGAGUGCAUUAGGCGUUCUUUUGGUUUGAAAUACUUUUAUCAAUGGGAAAAUGGUAAUGAUCAAACGCAAGCACCAUCAUCGACGGGCUACCAGAAUGCUGAAGUGAUAGAAGUGGAGGUAGAAUUAAUAAACAUGUGUUUGUUACCAACGUAAACACGCACUACAUAUACACAGAUCGGUGAAGAAAUAUUUUUAAAAUGUAGACAGGCAGCGGUUUCUGGACAUCAACUAACACUGCUGUUUGAUCAAAGAAGAAAAUAGUUUUUGCUGAAAUUAUCUACGCCAUAGCUGUGUUGAACAUAUCCGUGAAGUUUUAUUUGCAAAUCAUCGAGAAGAAAAAUGCAUUUCUCGGCACUUGUUUGAAUAGUGAAUAAAUAUAAUCUCUGCGCCUACUGUUUCGACUUGAAUCACGGGUAAAACGUAACAAUAAUAUGGAGACCUUAACGGAGAGCAGCAUUGCUCCGGAUCUGCGUACCGAGCCGCUCAUCCCAACAUCUCCAGACGAGGAUCGCAUCGUAGAUGAUCUUCACAAUAAUAAUAACGACGAUGAAGAAAUGAUAAACCCAAGCAAUCUACUCGAGGAUCAAUCCCAGUCGUCCCAGGACAGCAGUAAUCUGGCGCCUCCUGCACCGCGACGACGUGCUCAUGCCGAAGAAACAGUUGAAAACAUUGUCAAAGAGCUACGUAGUAGUGGCUCCGACAACAGUUGUCACGAUACAACCGAUUCGCAGCCGGAGCCCGAUGUUACGGAAAACACGGACUCCAGCAGUAUACCAGCGCCAGACGAACCGGACGUUAGUAUUUCCCCCUCGAUCGAAUUACCCCCGGAGGAGGCUGCAGCAAUUGCUGCUGCACCUACACCCAAAAUACACAUCGCGCCCAUAACGAAUGGCAGUUUGCUGCCGAAAUCUACCGGCAAACCGACCACCAUGCGCGAUCUAGAUCGCAAGAUGAACAAAUCACGCGGUCGGCCAAAGCGACGGCCAAUGGUAGCCAUGUAUCAAAGUGAGAUAAGCGAUAACAAAAUCGGCAUAAAGCUGUGUAUAAAGAAAGCAUCUGAUGCGAUAGUACAACAACCAAAGAAAGCGACCCGCAAACGAUCGCGCAAACCCAAAAGCCUUACAGAGGACAGUGAUGAAGAGACGGGCGGUACUGCAGCCUCACCGGAAAAACGUACGCGGAAACCGCGAGAAUCGGCCGGCCGUAGGACCAACAACAAUACGGAAAAGGCCGCCCAGGAGGAACACAAACCACCGGAGGAUCAGAGCGCAUGGGCUGACCAGCUGCCGGAGCAUGUCCUUUGCAUGAUAUUUCAAAACGCCAUCCAAGAUGAGGGCUGCAUUCCAUCAUUGAUUCGAUUUGGCAAGGUGUGCUCCGCCUGGCAUAGAGCUUCCCUGGUGUCUUCACUCUGGAGAACGGUAGAUUUCGGUAACUGGACGAAAGAGCGUUUCAAGACCGAGAUCAAACUGAAGUGGCUUAUCGAUAAUCGUCUUCGCAAUAGUACCGAUGUUAGUUUUGGAAACUGGAAGGUUACCAAUGUGCAGUGUGUACUGGAUAGACUGCUGGCAGUCGCUCCCAACCUUGUUGGAAUCACACUUAACGGUUGGAAACAACUUACCUCCGAACAUCUGAUGUUUCUAGUUCAGGAAUUCAAGAGUCUACGGCGAAUCGAUUUGAGUUCCAUCAACGCCGAAGUUAACGCUAACAAAACAGCAGUAGGGCAGGUUUCGCUGUGUAAUUCCAUCUCGGAGAUGGGUGAACGGUUAACUCAUCUCUACCUGGCCCACAACCGUCUCAGUGGCAUUCCACAGAUCGUUAAGACUCUUUCGACCCAGUGUCCAAAUCUGCUUUUACUAGAUCUGUCCAACGUAAGCACAAUAGCCGUUUCACACGGUAUACUCAACAUCGAGCAACUUCAGGAAGGCUGCCAAAAACUUAAAGUGCUACGGAUAACCAACUCGCAUAUAAAUUUGAGUGCUGCAACUCUUCAGGAACAGAUGGAAUCGCCCGGCUUCCCAGAACUGGAGGAACUUUCCGUAGCUUCUUUGGCUGAUGAAUCUCGUCUCUUCAAUGAUGAAUUCCUGCAGCGGAUUCUUAAAACAAGCACCCAGCUCAAGUUACUAGACGUUCGAGGUUGCUCCCGAUUGACCCACGAUAGUCUAAUCCGAUUGCCUACCUGGGACCUGAAGCAUCUGUUUCUCUCCGGUUGCUCAAUUACCAGGGAUGUAGGCUCGGGUCUGGAGUUGAUAGCUUCCAAAUGGGCACAUAGUCUGAUAGAGUUCGACCUGGCUUGGGCUAAUGCCACUAAACCUCUGGACGAUGCCCUUAAAGCGUUGGCUGAUAAAGGCUCCGAGUCACCGUUGAAUCACCUCAACCUAUGCGGAUCAUCAGUCUCACUGGAAGCGGUGAAGGAAGUACUGACCAACUGUCCCCACAUCAACUCGAUAAAUCUCUCCUCCUGUCGGGGUCUUCCCCGUGGUGUCAAGCGGUUGCUUCAAGGCCCAACGGAAAUCGCCGAACUGCGCGAGAAUCUAGGCGUAACGUUGAAGGUACCUAAGCCAACGGAGGCUUAAAAUUAGUCCACGGUACUUUGGCGACAGUUUUCCUGUGAACCUGUGCAGUGGUGAGCAUCAAACGUAAAAGUUGUGUGCGAUCGUGUGUGGUGAGCAUGUAGCACAAAACGCUGAAGUGAUCGGAUGGCAUAUUUUUGUGUAUUGCAAAAAGACUAUUUUGUGAUAUUUUUACUUUGCGGAAGCAAUUCUAGCUGGACGCACUGCUGGCAACGCAACGAUGUGUCAGAUUGCUCAUGCAAGAAGGUUAGUUCUAAAGGUUCUGCAACCUUGAUGUUCGAUAAGUGUGUACAUCCACAGCAAUUGUAGUAUUGCGUCGCCGGUUGAACAGUCUAGAGUUAAAUAAUCAUAUAUUUAUUUACUGUAA
Topomyia yanbarensis is the source of this 3532-nucleotide messenger RNA. It is a transcript of the gene Fbl6, whose product is annotated as F-box/LRR-repeat protein 6. Bases 1027 to 3168 code for a protein of 713 amino acids. The record is from RefSeq and is a predicted model, not a curated record. Gene Ontology annotation, cellular component: SCF ubiquitin ligase complex. Lineage: Eukaryota; Metazoa; Arthropoda; Insecta; Diptera; Culicidae. Gene Ontology annotation, biological process: SCF-dependent proteasomal ubiquitin-dependent protein catabolic process. Gene Ontology annotation, molecular function: protein binding. The transcript has 10 exons.